Messenger RNA from Octodon degus (degu), 963 nucleotides. RefSeq names its product ubiquitin carboxyl-terminal hydrolase 17-like protein 13. The transcript has a single exon. NCBI's taxonomy places the organism in Eukaryota, Metazoa, Chordata, Mammalia, Rodentia, Octodontidae. Gene Ontology annotation, cellular component: cytosol; nucleus. Gene Ontology annotation, molecular function: cysteine-type deubiquitinase activity; cysteine-type endopeptidase activity. The annotation marks the transcript as partial. Gene Ontology annotation, biological process: regulation of apoptotic process; protein deubiquitination. The record is from RefSeq and is a predicted model, not a curated record.
ACUUCGGACACGUUGGAUCCGUAUCUGGACAUUACUCUAGAUAUCCACGCAGCUCACAGCGUGAAGCAGGCCUUGACACAGUUUGUGGAGCCCGAGGAACUCAGAGGGGAAAACGCCUAUCACUGCGGUGUUUGUCUCCAGAAGCGGCCUGCCUCCAAGCCCUUGUCUGUACACACUUCCUCCAAGGUGCUUAUCUUGCUGUUGAAACGUUUCUCGCACUUGACGGGGGAGAAGACUGCCAAGCGCGUGCAGUACUCAGAGUGGCUCGACAUGCAGCCGUAUAUGUCUGACCAGAACAGGGGACCACUCUGGUACAGCCUCUACGCUGUGCUCGUCCAUGCUGGCUCAACCUCCCGCAGUGGACAUUACUUGGCUUACGUCAAAGCUGGGGAUGGCCACUGGUACCAGAUGAACGAUGACAGAGUAACUGCCUGUGACAGAUCUGCUGCCCUGUCUCAAGAGGCCUAUGUCCUCUUUUACGUCCAGAGGUCUAACCUGGGAACAGACAGAAGCAGCGGGUCUGCUGCCGGGGAAGAGGAAAGUGUUGCGGCCGAGGACAAGGACUUGAUUAACAAAGCGAGAGCUCUGCAGACACAUUGUCACAGAGCAUAUGGCAAGGCAGAGGAGCAGGCCCAGGAGAGCACGUUAGAGGAGUGGAAAUCCUUGCAAGAGCAAAUCCAAGCAAAGAAGCCUCCGUUGAACCUCAGGAAAGUUGAAGGGAACCUUCCGGACAAUGCAGUCGUCAUUCACCCAUCGAAACACAGAGGGGCGCUCGUGAAGACACAUCCUGGACAAGACAAUUUCUGUCCCAACACAUCGGCCAGAAGCGUUUCACCUCUAGAGCGCACCGGCAUGAACCACGCACCAUGUGUUGGAGAAGGAGCCAGAGCCCCCAAGAGGAAGAACAAGAACAAGAACAAGAACAACCAACAGCACAGGAGACCUGCGCUUGUGAUUUGGUGA